AUGUCGUACCAGGACUACAACACGUCGUCUUCGGCGUUGAGAAAAAGAAGGACCAUCAAAAAGUCCAUCAACUUCUCGGCCAUGAUUAUUGGCGAGUCCGGUCUGGGCCGUUCCACCUUGAUCAACUCCCUCUGUGGAGGAAAUUCCAUAGUUCCCACGUCUCUGACAGCCACCCAGGACUCUUUCCAGAAGAGGCUUACGUUGAGGCACGAAAACGUCGAGUUGGAGGACAACGACGGUCACAAGAUCUCGUUGAACAUCAUCGAUACCCCCAAUUUCGCCAAUGCCAUUGACUGCGACGAUGACUUCAAGAUCAUCGUGGACUUCAUCAGACAUCAAUACGACGAGGUGCUUUUGGAAGAGAGCAGGGUCAAGCGUAACCCUCGUUUCAAGGACGGUCGUAUCCACGUGUUGAUCUACAUGAUCAAUGCCACGGGCCAUGGUCUCUCGGAGAUUGACGUGAAAUUCUUGCAACACGUCAGUGGGUUGGUCAAUGUGAUUCCUGUCAUAUCCAAGGCGGACUCCUUGACGCCUGCGGAAUUGAAAUUGAACAAGAAAUUGAUCUUGGAAGACCUCAACAACUACAAGAUCCAGUACUACAGAUUCAACGAGUAUGAGUACGAGCAGGACUACAUCGACGACGAGAUCAUCGAGUACAACAAGUACUUGAACUCCUUGAUUCCAUUCGCCGUCAUCGGUGCCAACAAAUUCCAGGAACUGGGCGACGAGGACGACCUCUUGAAGUUGCGCGUGUUGAACCCAGCAUACGCCAAGCCCAUCAACAUCGAAUUGCCUGAAAUCAACGACUUCACGAUAUUGAAAAACAUUCUUUUGAUCACACAUCUCAACGAGUUCAAGGAGCGCACGCACGAGGUCAUCUACGAAAACUACAGAACCGAGGCCUUGUCCGGAAAGAAGUUCUCCUACAGCAAUAACGAGGAAGAGGAAGACAAUGGCGAAAAGAAGGAAGACGAGUCGAGCUACCUAAUGAAGGAAGAGCAGAUCAAGUUGGAAGAAGAGCGCUUGAAGAAGUUCGAGGAGCGUGUGCACCAGGACUUGGUGAACAAGAGAAGAGAGCUUUUGGAGAGGGAAAACGAGUUGAAGGAGAUCGAGAAAAGAUUACUCGCCGAGGGAUUGAAGUUCAAUGAUGAGGGCGAGGUGGUCAAGAUAGACGAGUAA
This is a messenger RNA of Candidozyma pseudohaemuli, 1179 nucleotides long. It is a transcript of the gene CDC11, whose product is annotated as septin. Lineage: Eukaryota; Fungi; Ascomycota; Pichiomycetes; Serinales; Metschnikowiaceae. Gene Ontology annotation, cellular component: septin ring; septin complex; microtubule cytoskeleton. Gene Ontology annotation, biological process: protein localization to bud neck; cytoskeleton-dependent cytokinesis; division septum assembly. The record is from RefSeq and is a predicted model, not a curated record. Gene Ontology annotation, molecular function: GTP binding; molecular adaptor activity; GTPase activity. The coding region runs from base 1 to 1179 and encodes 392 amino acids. The transcript has a single exon.